This is a messenger RNA of Callorhinchus milii (elephant shark), 1027 nucleotides long. RefSeq lists its product as uncharacterized. The coding region runs from base 104 to 1027 and encodes 307 amino acids. The record is from RefSeq and is a predicted model, not a curated record. Gene Ontology annotation, molecular function: lipid binding. Gene Ontology annotation, cellular component: extracellular region; membrane. The transcript has 4 exons. Gene Ontology annotation, biological process: lipid transport; lipoprotein metabolic process. NCBI's taxonomy places the organism in Eukaryota, Metazoa, Chordata, Chondrichthyes, Chimaeriformes, Callorhinchidae.
UUGAGUUUCUAAUAUUAACAGGAAAUCUUACAAAGCUGAGGUUGAACAGAGGAAGGAGGAUGUGAAAGAUUUUGUCACCUUGUUCCCUGUGUGGAGAGUGUGGAUGAUCAGCUACAUCAGAGACCUACGAGAGAUCGCAGACGACAUUUACUCGAUUCACAAACCUGGCCCGAGAGUGGGAGUCGGCCAGAGUGUGGCUGGUGGGGCUGACAACACUGCAGCUUGUGACACGGACACUGUAACCCAAACAUACAGACAGGAAAGGGUUAAUGAUAUCAGGGAACAAUAUGCAAAGGACAGCAGAGAAAUGGCAGAGUGUUACACAAAACUCUCACGAGCAGUUCGGAUCUUGAAGCAAUAUAGUAAGAAAUCAGAAACCACAUUUCCUGGUGGAGCUGAGAGUCUCACUGAACACUUGGCUGUAUUUGCUGCUGUGGCUGAAACAAUGAACAAACAGGAGACAGUGACAUCCAGGGCCGGGUCAGCAGCUCAGACAAGGCUGCCUUUCAUAUCAUCUCUGAUCUCCAGAGUAAACGAUGGGCAUUAUCUCAACCGUGGAGCCAGGGCAGAUGUUGCUAAACAUAUUCACGGUGUGGCUGAAGUGAUGGAGAAUGAAGUGAUGGCGUAUGAAGAGGUUUAUAAACAUCUGGAAGGAAAGCCUUCCUCACUGAGCUGGCAAACAGGACUGAUGAUGUGCAGAGCUUUAAAGCACAGCUCUCUGUGUGGAGGGAACAGGAAAUCUUACAAAGCUGAGGUUGAACAGAGGAAGGAGGAUGUGAAAGAUUUUGUCACCUUGUUCCCUGUGUGGAGAGUGUGGAUGAUCAGCUACAUCAGAGACCUACGAGAGAUCGCAGACAGCAUUUACUCGAUUCACAACCCUGGCAUGAAAGUGGGAGUCGGCCAGAGUGUGGCUGGUGGGGCUGACAACACCGCAGCUUUUGACACGGAUACUAAACCACAUUUCCUGGUGGAGCUGAGAGUCUCACUGAACACUUGGCUGGAUUUGCUGCUGUGGCUGAAACAAUAA